AUGCAUGCGUGUGUGGGUGCGUUCUUGCUUAUGUGGAUUGUAUUCUACGAGUCAAUUCGGCCAAAAGCCUGCAGUCAAUUGACUGGGAAGUAUAUGAGAGGCGAGCCCAUCAAGCUACACGUGGGUAUCAAAAAUAGUAAACAGAGUGAAAAAAAAGGGUCUCAUUUCCCUGACCCUGAAAGAGCUCCCAAUUUCGCAGCGUUGGGUAGGACGAGUACGGUGUUCCUGCUAAAAUCUCAGGGCCAAUGGAAGCUGCCUGGAUUUCAAGGAACUAUAGUGAAAAUCUGUACCUACAAUGAACGUACACUUGCAUCCGAGUUCUCGAUAGAAGACUUGCUCAUGCAAGCAAGAAGGAAAAAGUACCUCGUCAUCGGCCUGAGCGAGACGAGAAGACGCCGGCCUAUUCACACCGUCUAUGACACCGGAGAAGGACUGUUCCUAGGAACAUGCGACAGCACAGAAGUCGGUGGCGUCGGCGUUCUCAUUAACAUGAGUUUGCCCAUGAACAUCGAUUCAUUCGAACAACUUACAACCCGAAUCGGACGUUUACGAUUAAGAAGACGUGGAUCAAUUCCGGCUUUAACAAUCUUCGUCGUUUACGCCCCGACAUCAAACUACGACGAAAAAGAAUUCGAAGCGUUCUAUAUGGACUUGGAGAAGUUCUACAGGGAAGACCACACAUUCUUCAAGGUCAUCAUUGGAGAUUUCAACGCCAAGAUUGGACCAAGAAAAACGUCUGAGGAACGCCACAUUGCUUGGGCCCAUGGAUUAGAAUGGAACGAACACGGACAUAUUGCCAUCAUAAAAGCAAAUCAGGAAAUCAUGUUGGAUGGCAGCAAACCAAUUGGCGCUCUGGAUAAAAGGGAAACAUUGAAUGAAAAUGCUUCAUUCAAGCACUACGCUACUCGUCUUCGUUUACGAUUAAAAAGACGUGGAUCAAUUUCGGCUUUGAUAAUCUUCGUCGUUUACACGCCGACAUCAAACUAUGACGAAGAAGAAGUCGAAGCGUUCUAUAUGGACUUGGAGAAGUUCUAUAGAGAAGACCACACAUUUUUCAAGGUCAUCAUUGGAAGUUUCAACGACAAGAUUGGACCAAGAAGAACGCCUGAAGAACGUCACAUUGGGACCCACGGAUUAGAAUGGAACGAACAGGGUGAGCGGCUAUCUGAGUUUAUCAUAGCGACCAAGACAAUCCAUGGUAACUUGAAAUUCCAGAAGCCCCAUCCUCUGCGCUGGACGUGA
Molecule: messenger RNA, 1242 nt
Organism: Angiostrongylus costaricensis
Lineage: Eukaryota; Metazoa; Nematoda; Chromadorea; Rhabditida; Metastrongylidae
Source: the annotation of a GenBank genome assembly